Messenger RNA from Populus euphratica (Euphrates poplar), 1398 nucleotides. RefSeq lists its product as uncharacterized. The transcript has 7 exons. NCBI's taxonomy places the organism in Eukaryota, Viridiplantae, Streptophyta, Magnoliopsida, Malpighiales, Salicaceae. Bases 60 to 1091 code for a protein of 343 amino acids. The record is from RefSeq and is a predicted model, not a curated record.
UUGAUCUUGACAGUAACAUUUAGUUCUCUAAAUUAUAAUCCUAAGCCACUUGCAACAACAUGUGUGAUUGCCUUCCUUCCUCCCCCCUUCCCUUUUCCAUAAUCACACCUCAAAAAUUAAGGCAGCAAUCUUACUCAACUGUUAACUUUUCAAGUGUUAACAGAAGUGGAAGGUUGAAGUUUACAAGCAUCAAAGCCAGCAAGAAUACUGGUGAAGUGGGGUUUAAAGAAAAAGUUCAAGAGGAAGAAGAGAAGAACUUUGAAUUAGAAUCAUCAAGGAUUCAGAAAGAUAAAGAAACAGAAGUGGGUUCUCUUGGUUUCGAUAUUCUCGAAUUGAAGGAUGGUGAAAAGGAUGGAAAACAAGAGCAAGAUUUGGUUGCAGUUGAGAAGGAGCGAAAUAAGAUAAGAAACGGAAGGAGAGGGAAGCAAGUAAUCAGAAGAUCGAGUAUUUUGGCAAAGCAAGUGAUUAGCAUUCGUUCUGCGCUUAGUUUGGGUUUUGUGUCUCAAAUUUGGGUCGAUACUAAAUCUUGGGUGGUGUUAGUAGUUGAAGUAAGGCCAAACUUGCUUUCUGGAGAAUCAGAGAGUUUUCUUCUAGAGGAUGUUAGCCAGGUUGGGGAUGUAGUGCUUGUUGAGGACGAGAAUGUGAUGGAUACUGAAUUAAAAAUGAUUGGCCUGGAAACGCUGGUAGGAUAUAGAGUUGUGACACCAGCUCAGCGAGAUAUUGGAAAGGUGCGAGGGUACUCUUUCAACAUUAAUUCUGGGGCAGUGGAAUUGCUCGAGCUUGACUCAUUUGGGAUUUCUAUCAUUCCAUCUAGUUUGGUGAGUACCUAUGCUUUACCUGUUGAGGAUGUGCUUGAAAUUUUAUCAGACACAGUUGUUGUGCAUGAAUCUGCUGCCUCACACAUACAGAGGCUAACAAAGGGCUUCUGGGAUGCUCAGAACGUGGGGACAAAAUUAGAUGAAGGUGAAGAGUAUUCUGAUUAUGAAAGUUCCGUAGGUCGGAGCACUCGGAGAAGUUCUAGGAGCCAGAAAUUUCGUUCAAAAAUUAGAGAAAGUGAGGAUGAUUGGGAGCUUCCAAUGGAUUACUUGUGAUAUUUUAGUAUUUUGAUGCUGCUCGGAAUGUGUAUAUACUCCAUUAUAGGGCAGCACAUUACAUUUCCUCGAGUUCUCAUGUCUUUUUAUGUUGCCUCUUUUCCCAAAAGUUAGAUGAACUAUCAAGACAAGCAGGGUAGUUAAGAAUCAUCAACUUUGGAUGAAGGCUCUUUGAUUGAGGUCUUUGACCACCCACCUACCCUGUUCAAGGACUUGUCUCUGAAAAUUGAGCUAUGUUGUAUUAUUGUAUAUAUGCUAUCAAUGGUAAAAAAAAAAAUAUACUAUCGAUAUAUUUCCAACAGUUUCA